AUGGCAGCACCUGGUACAAGACGGAGGAAGCUUAUCGGGCAACGCCGCCGCCUCGAGGACGAGGGUGAGGAUGAUGGCGGUCCAGACGCCCUGGCUGAUCUCGACGACGAUUCGGUAACAGAUGGCUCAAUCGUUAGCGACGAGCACGACCCCGCCGAUGAUAGCGACACGAGUAACAUUGACGAUGCCUCGCCAACCUCACCGAACCUCAAGAAACCCCUUUCUAACGGCAAGCCGAAGCCGGGGUUCCGCCGCCGGACGGGUUCUGAGCCGCUCAGGAGUCCAGCCGCAAAGCCGGUCCAGCCUACAAUUGCGGAUGCCGAGUCUACGCUGAGCCGGCUGUCGUUGGCCGACAAAGAUACUGCGGUGCUGGAUGUUAUUCAGUUCGAUGACGUCCAACAGGCACCAUCUGCGAAGAGCGCCGCCCCAUUGAUCGUGAGCUCGAGUUCUGCCACCCAACAACAGCCACGGUUGCCUCAGCAGGAGAUCAAACGGCGGGAACACGAGGAAUACAAGCGGAAGAGGGACCAAGAUCCAACUUUUGUCCCUAACAGGGGCGCCUUUUUCCUGCAUGAUCACCGGCAUGCGGGCCCGGCUGCGAACGGUUUUCGUCCUUUCCCAAGGGGGGCCCGCGGCCGAGGGCGGGGGGCGUUCGGUAGCCAUUUUGCUCCGAUCAGCCAGGUACACAAUGCCCCGGACCCCGUCGUGAAUGGUCUGUGGAAGCAUGACAUGCACGAGGCUGUCGCCGCCCCUCAAACACCCCGACAAACUCGCUAUCUUCCUCACCAUGAGGGUCCCCCGAAUGGAAACGGUGUUAUUUCGACUGCGCCCACCAGCAAGCUUCCGAUUAAUAGAGCCAUGUCGACUGAGAGGCACAUCGGAAACACCACCAUUCGAGUGUCGAUGCCUGCACUCGGCGCACCUAAAUCAUUUCCCGGCUUUGCGCUAAAACAAUACACCAAGCUGCCUGACCACCGCCCCCCUCUCCGUCGCGACAAGCCUGUUCGGAUUUCUAUCCCUUACCAUGACGCGCCAGUCAUGCCGCGAUAUAUCUUCCCCGCGAGCGACCGUUCCUUCAUCUUCAUUCCAAGGGCUAUGCGACCCAAUCAACAACGGGCGCGCGGCAAAGGCCCGCGGUCCGUGUUGGGGUCCGGUGUUUUCUCACGCUCCACAAGCGUAUGGGGCGGUAGCGCCUACGGAAGCGUGUACUCACCAAGCGUUGCUCUAAGUCGCAGGUCCUCCAUUGCUCCCGAUCUAGGCCGAGAGUUCAUGUUGUCCCCUACAGGCUCUGCUAUUUCGCGACCCCCUCUUCCCACAGACCCAGCCCGGCCCAUCGUCCGUCUACCCCCCAUGGCCCAACCAUCCAUGACAGGCAUGUCCAUGCCGCCAAAGUCGGGUGUCUAUCAGGCGGCAUCGGAGGCUUCCAUCAACGAACUACCACAACCCCAGACACACCCGCUUCCUCAGAAACCGACUUUUCAGGAGACUCGAUCCAACACCAUUCCCAUGCACCAACCCCGGCCGCAGAAAGCCGUCUCGGUUGAGACUAUCGAGCCGCCGAUCCAGCAAGCAUCCCACGCGCCCGGGCCCUACCAGCAGGCCUUCCACCAGCAAGUCCCGCCACAGUUACCUAUUGGGCCUUCUGCACACGACUCUCACGCCCGCCACCCGUCAUAUCACUCUCAGUUUUCGUCUUCCACGCCCCUGUCUCAAAUUCCCGAACGCGCGGUUCACGCAGCCCCGUUCCAGCCCAACACCUACGCACAGCCCACCUACUAUAACCAGCCAUACGCACCGGCGCAGCCACAGCAAGGUUAUUACGCCCAAACGUAUAAUCCCUCGAUGGGACCCAACGCCAACGCCCCAGCUUUUAUCCCAGCAGCGCAACAACAAGCCCCACCGAUCCCCUACCCGCAGCCCGCCCAGAAUGAGGUACCCGGCCCCCCAUACACGGUGCAAGGUGCGGCCCAACAACAAAACAUGGUUGAUACUCGCGAAUCACAGGGCACGGUCUACUACGACUAUUACCAACAAGCCCCACCACCGAUGCCGGGCUUCCCGCCGGCCUAUUCCGGACCCCACUCAUAUGUUACAGGAUCUGGUAUGGGGGGUAUGCCGGGCAUGGGUGGUGCACCGAUGGUGGCUCCAAGCCCGGAUACGUUUUAUUAUCAGCAGCCAGUGGCUUAUUAUCACCCGCAAUAG
Dichotomopilus funicola is the source of this 2202-nucleotide messenger RNA. RefSeq lists its product as uncharacterized. The record is from RefSeq and is a predicted model, not a curated record. Gene Ontology annotation, biological process: mRNA processing. Bases 1 to 2202 code for a protein of 733 amino acids. Gene Ontology annotation, cellular component: exon-exon junction complex. The transcript has 2 exons. Gene Ontology annotation, molecular function: mRNA binding. Lineage: Eukaryota; Fungi; Ascomycota; Sordariomycetes; Sordariales; Chaetomiaceae.